Molecule: messenger RNA, 1185 nt
Organism: Colletotrichum phormii
Lineage: Eukaryota; Fungi; Ascomycota; Sordariomycetes; Glomerellales; Glomerellaceae
Product: CFEM domain-containing protein
Exons: 7
Coding region: 106-1146 (346 amino acids)
Source: RefSeq, a predicted model, not a curated record
CAGGUGUCACAAAACCGUCUAGGGCGCCUCAUAUCCGAUUUCUUGGCGUUCUUCACAGAUCAACUUUGAAUUUGCUUAUCAGAGCCACGGCCGUUGUUGGACAUCAUGCGGACAAUCUUGGUGGCUCUGCUCCUUUGCGUGACAACGAUAUUCGCUCAGCAGCCAACUCUCCCCAACGUCCCUGGCCUUUCACUCAAUGACAACCCCCCAUGCGCUGUCGCUCGGAUCGUUUUGUUUGCGGUGCUCCCAACGCUCGCCAUCAUACUUCGGCUGAUAACGAAAUUUGCCCGGCUAUCACUAUGGGGUUGGGAUGACUACACUAUUAUUGUGGCAUACAUUCUGCUUGUGGCAUAUGUUUCCCUGCACGUCUUCCUCGAAGAUAACGGUGCCGGUAGAGAUCUGUGGACUCUCAGCGACUUACAGAUUACCCACUUCUUCAAGGGCUUCUACGCAUUACAAACUUUGUACCAUGGCUGCAUCGACAUCAUCAAGGCAUCGAUUCUCUUCAUGUACCUUCGAAUUUUCCACCUGCCCGGCGAAAAGAUUACCAUUGCGUUGUGGGUAACUCAGGUCCUCAACCUCAUGAACGGCAUCAUCUUCAUCUUUGUCGGUCUUUUCCAAUGCAACCCCAUCAGUCUUGCAUGGGCAUUUUGGACAGGAGAUGCGACUGGAAAGUGUAUCGACAUCGUCUACCUCGCGUUGGCACACGCAGGUAUCAACAUUGCGCUGGACGUUUGGAUGCUCAUUCUUCCCCUAACACAAGUUUGGGACAUGAACCUGGCUCGCCGCAAGAAGUUUGCAAUCAUGUUCAUGUUCAGCCUUGGUCUGUUUCUCACGGUCGUAAGCUGCAUCCGCAUCAAAGCAAUCUUGGACUUCAGGAAAGAUCCGCUAAAUCCUACCGUGGCCAUGAUGCCGAGCGUCAUCUGGACAGACCUUGAGCUGUACGUUGGGAUUUUCACAGCCUGCAUACCGACACUUCGUCAAUUCUUUGUCCGAUUUAUAUUUCGACAGUCGGAGAAGAAGAAGCGCUUGAGCUCGGCUGCGGCUGAGUACAGAGGCUCGAUGCUCACUCCCAAAAUAGGCGGAUCGCAGCAGAUGAGCGAGCUUGACACUAUAGAUGACAGCUGCCACAAUAAUUCUCCAUGAAAAUACAACAUGAGAGGGUGGCUGUUGGCUAAGAUGGGG